AGAUAUAACCCUGAUCAAUCACACAAUUGACUACCCUUAAUCAUGGAUUAAGAGGCAUUAUCUACUCAGUCAAUACCCAAGUAAAUAAAAAAUAAAAACCACCGAAACCUUAAAGCAAAACCUCUCUCUCAAUUUCUCUCCUUCUCUCAAUUCUGGAAUUACGGGGAGGAUACGUGAUUUGUGAUCCCUCUCCCCUAAACGCCGUAACGGAGACUCCCCUAGAACUCCGUUACUUCCCCACCCUCGUAAAGUCACGUGCCUUUAAAAAAACCAAAAUAUAUAUAUAUAAAAAAUCCUCUUUCAUCAUUUUCUUUAAUUAUGGCUUUAGAGCAGCAAUUAAACUUAACCCCAACUCAAAACUCCGUUGACGGCGAAAGAACUAACGGCGUUGACACCAACAUCCGAGACGGCGGGGAUGACGGAAACAAAGCACCGAGACUCCCUCGGUGGACGCGGCAAGAAAUUCUAGUACUCAUACAGGGCAAGAGAGUGGCAGAAAACAGAGUCCGAAGAGGUCGCGCAUCGGGUAUGGGCAUCGGGUCGGGUCAAAUCGAACCGAAAUGGGCCUCAGUAUCUUCUUACUGUAAAAGACAUGGAGUGAACCGGGGACCGGUUCAGUGUCGGAAAAGAUGGAGUAAUUUAGCAGGUGAUUUUAAGAAGAUAAAAGAAUGGGAGACUUCAAUAAGAGAAGAAACGGAGUCCUUUUGGGUUAUGAGGAAUGAUUUGAGAAGAGAAAGGAAAUUACCGGGGUUUUUUGAUAGGGAGGUAUAUGAUAUACUCGAUGGUGGCGUCGGUACGGUCCCGGGAUUGGCGCUUGCAUUGGCACCGUCUUCGACGGCUGCAGAGGCGGAGGCAGUUGUGGAGGAGGUGGUUUUUGAUAGUGGGCGGAGUGCAGCGGCGGAGGAUGGAUUGUUUUCAGAUUUUGAGCAGGAGGAGGGAGGAGGGAGUCCGGAGGCUGUAGUUAAGGAGGUGCAACCGAUAAAGGUGGCGGUGACGGCAGGGGUUGCUAAUCCGACACCGAUUUCAGAGAAGCAGUACCAGCCAGCUCCACGAGCAAGUCAAGCUCAAGUGUGUAGGUCAGAAAAAACUGGUGGUUCGGGCAUUUUCCAACUUCUCCUGGUCUUGAAACUUCAUCAUCGGCUAGUUUUACAUGCAGAGAAACUGUACUGUUUUUUGUGUACAUUGCAGUUCCACCAAAUGAUAAAAGGCCCGCCACAAAUCCUGAGAUGGGGUCUGCUUCGCAUGAGGAACGGAAACGGAAACGGUUUGCGAUGGAUGGUGAUGAGGAAACCGUCAGUUUGCAGAGUCAUUUGAUUGAUGUCUUGGAAAGGAAUGGCAAAAUGCUGACUGCUCAGCUCGAAGCUCAGAACACAAAUUUUCAGUUGGACCGGGAGCAGAGGAAGGAUCAUGCAGAUGGCUUGGUUGCUGUUCUCAAUAAGCUUGCGAAUGCGCUUGGGAAAAUAGCGGAUAAGUUGUAGCUAAAUGCAGAUAGGAGAUUGUGCACAUAACAAAGCUCUUUUUUAGUUUCAUAGAUAUAGCUGGGGGUGUAGUAUUGGUGAAUUGAUCUUGACGGUUUAUCUUAGGACCACAUUUCACAUCUUGUAUUUUAUUUUUAAUACUCUUCCUUGUAUUUUGCCACCUCUGUGGCGUAGUGCCAUUAUAGGCCAUACAUACAUAGGGUCCUUGAUUAGAUAAUAAAUUCAGAGAUAAGUGUAUACUCCAUCACAUUCUGCUUCUUUAUUGUUCUCUCCUGGAUGUUUCGGGUAUUUGUACAGGUUAUUCGUUAUAUUAAGCUACAGAGGUCAUUCCUUG
This is a messenger RNA of Populus euphratica (Euphrates poplar), 1812 nucleotides long. RefSeq names its product Homeodomain-like superfamily protein. The transcript has 3 exons. Bases 319 to 1314 code for a protein of 331 amino acids. The record is from RefSeq and is a predicted model, not a curated record. Lineage: Eukaryota; Viridiplantae; Streptophyta; Magnoliopsida; Malpighiales; Salicaceae.